Capsella rubella is the source of this 1279-nucleotide messenger RNA. Its product is annotated as peroxisome biogenesis protein 22. NCBI's taxonomy places the organism in Eukaryota, Viridiplantae, Streptophyta, Magnoliopsida, Brassicales, Brassicaceae. The transcript is spliced from 8 exons. The record is from RefSeq and is a predicted model, not a curated record. Gene Ontology annotation, biological process: peroxisome organization. Bases 153 to 998 code for a protein of 281 amino acids.
CUCUCUCUAAAGAAGCUCGAGAACAGUGCCUCUUUCGUUUCUUCCAUAUCUAAAAGCUUGAAGCUAAGAAUCAUCUCAUAGUUCGGAUUCUCGUGUUUAAAACGACGACGUAUUUGGAAAUCUGGGUUUUGAGGGAGACGUAAGAGACUAAAAUGGCGGAAUCGUCUUCGCCGUCGCCUACUGAAGAGAUCGUCCGGUUGAUUAAGCGUUUAAGCGCUUACGUUGCUUUCAAAAUGUCAAGCCUCUUCUCAACUACAUCGAUUCGAAAUCUGGAUUCAAGAUCUAUUGGUGCGAUUGCGGGGCUGGCGAUUGCGGUGAUAUUCACGUGGAGGGCGAUUAGAACGCCAGGGGAACAACGGCAAAGAAGGCAGCCGAAGCGGAGGAUGCAAUCCCCUGAAUCGUCUAGUGCUGCUGCUGCUGCUCAGUCGAAUCUAGCUUCUGUACCUCCUGAGGUUUCUUCGCCUCAUGAGGAUAAUGCGGUGCAAGAUGUUGUUGAUCAGUUCUUUCAACCUGUUAAACCUACUUUGGGGCAAAUAGUUAGGCAGAAGCUUAGUGAAGGAAGGAAGGUAACAUGCCGUCUUCUUGGAGUAAUUCUUGAAGAAACAAGUCCAGAAGAACUCCAAAAACAAGUGACAGUGAGGUCAUCUGUUUUGGAAGUUCUCCUAGAGAUUACAAAGUUUAGUGAUUUAUACCUCAUGGAAAGAGUACUUGACGAUGAAAGCGAAGCCAGAGUUCUAGAAGCUUUAGAAAGUGCAGGCAUUUUCACAUCUGGUGGUUUGGUCAAAGAAAAGGUUCUCUUUUGUAGUACAGAGAUCGGAAGAACUUCAUUUGUCAGACAACUAGAACCUGACUGGCAUAUCGAUACAAAUCCAGAAAUCAACACACAACUAUCUAGGUUCAUCAAAUAUCAGCUUCAAGUCGCUGCCGUGAAACCGGAGCGAAUAGCUCCAAAUGUGUUCACCUCGCAGUCAAUAGAACAGUUCUUUGGAUGUGUUUGAUUGUCAACAAAAAGAGAGGUGUAAGAUACAUUGUCCUGAGUCCUGACUUCAGCAUCAAUGAUCGAGUGUGUCUAUUAGGCUGAAACUUGUUUUUCUUUUUUCUUUUUUUUUUUUUUAUUGUGUCUAAAUUAAAAGUUUGAUAUAUUUGGAGUUAGAUAUUACUGCGAGUGCCUCUGUGAAAGUAUCCAUCCAAGUUUGUAAUUUUUGUAUUAGCAACUUAGUCACAAAUCUUUAAGAAAAUAAACAAAAGUCUCGUUAUUUGACAAAGUAUAUUACUUCUA